AUGAAUUCAAAUUUUAAGAACGAGGAGUGGGAGAUGGAACGCAAUGGACUAAAAAAGCUCUUGGGCAGAUCCCUGAAGGAGCCUAUUCUGGGCAAGCAUUUUUCCCUGCCUGGCCGAACAGGACAGCCCCAACCCAUCGAACUGGACACCAGCCAAAGCUACAUUGCCGUCUACACUCAUCUCAAGGUGCACGCCACCGGAAUGCCGGACAGAUUGCCCACGCCAGAGGCUAUUGGACGCGUACAGGCGGAGAGCAUGGAGGGCAAAUCUAGGACUCGAACUUCCAAGGCCCGCGGAGAUCCCUGUUCAACUUUAACUUGA
This is a messenger RNA of Drosophila takahashii, 321 nucleotides long. Its product is annotated as WD repeat-containing protein on Y chromosome. The record is from RefSeq and is a predicted model, not a curated record. Lineage: Eukaryota; Metazoa; Arthropoda; Insecta; Diptera; Drosophilidae.